GGAGAGGCGUGUGUGGUUUCCAUGGACACGGUUGAUACCAAACUUACGGUAGAAGUUUAGAAAUAGACAAAAACCUUGAAUUACACGUUUCAGAAUAUCCCAGCCGCUGCUAUGGGGCUAUCACUGACGAGGGCAGCCCAGUGGACCCCGGCCAGCUCUGGUACUGGCAAACUUGAGUCCACGCCAAUGAAUGAGUCCUUGUUGAAGGAAAUCCUGAGCUUUGCUGAGCAGUUCGGCUCCCAACACCCACAGGAGGCCUUGCAUGUGUUUCAAGAACCUCUCCAGUGGAGUACCACUUUAGUGGCAUCUGAUUUCAAAACAGACUAUGACAUCAGUGACUCAGACGUAAAGUCCAAUGAGAGAGACAGUGAAGGGCUUCCAUUGUUGCAGCUCUCCCCUCCUACUGUUUCUGUACGCAGCUUCAGCCAGCUCUCUAAACUCAUUCAUCUGGCAGAAGAUAAGAAGGUGGAAGAGGUUCAAGCAUGUCUAGAAGAAAAUAGAUACCCCGUGGUUAAGAUUCUUGGUUCCAGUGUUGCCAGCAUCCUGCAGGGAGAAGACACCGAUACUGACGUGCUAAGUCUGGUAGACAAAGUGAAAGAUCAGGGCAAGGACUCGGAGGUCAAGGUCAAGCUGUUCCUGUUGCUCCAAAAUCUGGAUAACAAGCUCCUCAGCAAGUGCCUCGAAGAGAUAGCCGGAAAAAUCAGGCUUGACCCCACCGCAGUGAAGAAUGAAGUGGAUUCACUGAAACAGUCAAGCAUUGAAGGGGAAAAAAGGGUGUUGAAGUCCAUUCGAUACACAUCAGAUUAUAUAUUUUCAAAUGGCUGCCGUGCCCCUCCUUGGAGACAGGUUCAUCGCGAGAUGUGUUACCUAGUGAUCGAGCCGUGUGACACUGAGACCCUCUGCGUCACCUGCAGCACUGCGGGAGUUUUUAUUAAUGGGAUGGGAAGGAUCCAAACAGACCUGAAGAAUCCCGGCGAGGCUUUCACGGUGAACACUUCACAAGGAGAACGUCCUCCUAACUCGAGUGUCACCUAA
Notothenia coriiceps (black rockcod) is the source of this 1035-nucleotide messenger RNA. Its product is annotated as armadillo repeat-containing protein 4-like. Lineage: Eukaryota; Metazoa; Chordata; Actinopteri; Perciformes; Nototheniidae. The record is from RefSeq and is a predicted model, not a curated record. The transcript has 7 exons. Bases 112 to 1035 code for a protein of 307 amino acids.